Messenger RNA from Cooperia oncophora, 648 nucleotides. NCBI's taxonomy places the organism in Eukaryota, Metazoa, Nematoda, Chromadorea, Rhabditida, Trichostrongylidae. The record is from the annotation of a GenBank genome assembly.
AUGGUGAGAUUUGGAAAAAGCGAUUCCAUCGAGGAACCAGGGGUCGUGCACAGAGGUGAAACUGGACAGCUCCCCAAGACACGCAAAAAUGAAAGCGUCAUUGCACGACUGCGACAUCGUUUACAUCAAAAACUUCUUUCCACAUUUCGCCUCUCCAGCAAGUCAAAGGAACCACAGCCGACUAGAACACCCUCACCUAUAUCAGAGGUGCUCUUCCCUCCAGCCGUGCCUUCACCUAUUGGAAAACCAUCAAACAUUGCGACGAGGAUGUACUCACUUCGAUCAAUUCUGGAACUUUCCAUAUUGCGCACUCCCGUCUCAAGAUUGAUCACUCCACCUCCCUCUACUAGUGACGAUCCACCUCCAGCAGAUGGACCGGAAAUACCAGAGAGCACAUCCAGCGCCGAAUCAAUCGCGAGCUGGGAUCGCGGGAUAACGCGAAAUCAUGAGCAAGACGCUAGCUCAAUGUCUAUCUGUUCGGAGGAUUCCAUCGCCGAAAGUUCGUCCCUGUCGGGAUGUAGCUAUCGAUUAGACAAUACGAUUCCAUUGUGUAGGGUCAUGUCAGCGCCUGUGCUAAAUUGUUUCGAUGAGAACACUGUCUAUGUAGAUGAAGAUUUGCGGCAGAAACGAAUCUGUCACUCCUGUUGA